Messenger RNA from Nothoprocta perdicaria, 894 nucleotides. It is a transcript of the gene PXMP4, whose product is annotated as peroxisomal membrane protein 4. NCBI's taxonomy places the organism in Eukaryota, Metazoa, Chordata, Aves, Tinamiformes, Tinamidae. The annotation marks the transcript as partial. The transcript has 4 exons. The record is from RefSeq and is a predicted model, not a curated record. Gene Ontology annotation, cellular component: peroxisomal membrane.
CGGGCGCUGCUGGGCGCCGUGAACAGCCUCCUGCGGCAGCGCCGCUACCGCGCCGCGCUCGCCGUGCUCAAGGGCUUCCGCAACGGCGCCGUAUAUGGAGCAAAAAUUCGAGCGCCACAUGCCCUGGUCAUGACUUUUCUGUUCAAGGAUGGAAGCUUAAGAGAGAAACUGAAAUCCAUUGCCCAGGCCACAUACACUCACUCCCGGAACCUGGCUUACUUCGUGUUCACCUACAAGGGGCUGCUGGCGUUGCAGUCCCGACUGCUGGGGAAAAAAAUGCCACUUCACUCUUUCUGUGCAGCCUUCAUUGGAGGUUGGCUGGUGUUUGGUGAGAACAAUCCCAUCAAUAGCCAGAUUAUUAUGUACCUGCUGUCUCGCAUCCUGUUUGGCUUGUCUCGGUUGGCAGUAGAAAAGGGCUAUGUCCCGCAGCCCAAGCAGGAUCCCUUCCCACUUGUCGCUGCUCUGUUGUGGGGGACAGUUCUUUGGCUCUUUGAAUAUCACCGGCACACUCUGCAGCCUUCUCUUCAGUCCUCCAUGACAUACCUGUAUGAUGAUAGUAAUGUAUGGCAUGACAUUUCUGACUUUCUCAUUUAUAACAAAAGGAGUACAAGCAAGUAACCUCUUCGUUGCGAAGCGCCUCUGAAAGGGGUGGUACAUUCCAAAAGCUAAGGAAAAGGAUUAUUCUGAUGCUCUGUACUGAUGAACUUUUGAAAUUAACCUCUAUCAAGCUGAGUUGCCUCUUGGGUCUUUGCCGAAUUGUUCUGAUUAUAAUUAAUCUAGUCUUCUGUUAGCUCUGUUUAGAGCAAGUGAACAUCCCACAGAAACUUGUUGCAGUGCCUCAGUGGGAGAAAAUUCUUUAGGAAGCUUCAGUUAAAAUAGUGAGGGUUUUUCUUU